AUGUACAAAAACACGAACAGAGAGUCUGACAUCAAGAUUCACGACAGAAAAAAACCAAAGAGAACGCUGUACAGUAAGAAGUAUGGAGUGGACCUCAUCAGGUACACGCAUGCUGCCAACACUGUCGUGUACAGCUCCAACAAAAUAGAUGAUACAAUCCGAUACCUCUCCCUGCAUGACAACAAAUACAUUCGGUAUUUCCCGGGGCAUACAAAAAGAGUGGUUGCUCUUUCAAUGUCUCCAGUGGAUGAUACUUUUAUUUCUGGAUCCCUUGAUAAAACUAUUCGACUUUGGGAUCUCCGCUCUCCAAAUUGCCAGGGUUUAAUGCAUCUCCAGGGGAAGCCUGUAUGUUCUUUUGACCCAGAAGGGUUGAUUUUUGCUGCUGGAGUCAAUUCUGAAAUGGUGAAGCUUUACGAUCUCCGUUCUUUUGACAAGGGGCCAUUUGCUACGUUUAAGAUGCAGUAUGAUCGAACGUGUGAGUGGACAGGCCUGAAGUUCAGUAACGAUGGCAAACUCAUCCUCAUAUCGACUAAUGGAGGGUUCAUUCGACUGAUUGAUGCCUUUAAAGGAGCUGUCCUGCAUACAUUUGGGGGUUAUAACAACAGUAAAGCUGUCACACUGGAGGCAUCAUUCACACCAGACUCUCAGUUCAUCAUGAUAGGUUCGGAAGAUGGGAAAAUUCAUGUUUGGAAUGGGGAAAGUGGGAUGAAGGUGGCUGUGCUGGAUGGGAAACACACAGGUCCUAUAACCUGUCUGCAGUUCAAUCCAAAAUUCAUGACUUUUGCUAGUGCGUGUUCCAAUAUGGCCUUCUGGUUGCCAACUAUUGACGACUAAUUCCUACACUGCAGCUGCUGUCAGAUGACUUCCAUACUGCUAACAGCAGCACAUCAUUGCAAGCAUAGUAUUGGAAUUGCCUAGGUCUCCUAGACUGUGUUCCUGUUCCUGCGUAUGUUUCCAUAUGUCUUACCUUUAUUUGCUGCAUUCCUUUGUGAGGACUCUUCCACUCGGCCUCCUAGCGUGUUCAGAAGCGGCAUGCUACACGUUCGUACCUUCCAGUCCGUGCCCAGCAGGCUUCAGCCGAAGUUGGAACUGACACAGUAUUAUUUCUAAGAGCAAUGAAGUCUGUUUUAUUUACAAAAUGUUCGUGGCAUUUUUUAAGCUGUAAUUGUGUGUUUUCCUUCUGUAAGUGCACAAGGCUAUUGAUGUUCCAAGGUGGAACGUGCAGUUCCUUCCCAUAAGUGCAUGUUUUUCACAUCUGGGAUCUCUGGUUUCACUGCAGUCCACAGAUGCAAAGUAACUUCUGUGCCAAACGUGAACACUGACAGUUUUCAACUUAAACAGCAGAUGCUGGAUUCUCUUGCAGUGGAAUACGUGCCGAAAGAGUGGGUGACUGUAAAUAUACAUUAUACAUCCUGUCAUCCUUUUUGGUGAUUUAGUGUGCAACAAACCAUACAGGUUUUGUCCGCUGCCAGAGCUUGCCGAAGCCUCCCUGCUGUUUGCUGUGCCAGCAUCCUGGAGGGCACAGACAGUACUGAUGAGGUCCGGUCAGUGUCCCAAGCAAUAAAGGAAUCUGUCAGCAGGAAGAUGGAGAAACCAAACUGAGACUGAAAGCACAGUCUGCCUGUGUAUCUUCCUUAUGUAUCAUCUUGGCUGAUCUUACUUGUAAAUAUCGUGGGGGGGAGGGCAGUGGGAAUGGGCCAUAUUUUUUUACUUUUAGAUAUUAAAGAAUAUGAUGUGGGCCAGUAUUGUGGGGUGUCUAGGCUGUUUACCUUCACUGAUGCAGUUUUCCCCUCCUGGUUUGUAAAUAAGCACCAUGAAAUUCUCCCCACACCAGGCUUAGACCUGUAUCCCUUUGCUGGUAAAACUGACGUGCAGUUAGUUCAUCAUGCGUUUUGUUACAGGCCCCGCGGGUUUUUUUAGCGAUAGCCCCGAAAGAGCAACGCUUCCUUUGUCAGAUGCUGUCUUCAGAAUUGAAUUUUAAAAAUCUUACAUGUGACUGUGCUGACUCUGCUUUGCUGUGGCCCUGCUCCAAGGAACGCCCCUGCAAAGAGAUGGGAGGGACGUGCUCUCCCGCUCCAGAGGAGCUUGUGGGCGAAUGGUGCAGAAAGGCUGGCAAGCUGGUCUUCAAGCCUGGUUCCAGUUUCUUUUUCCUGAAACGUUGCAUUGAUCAAAUGCAUCCACCAGCAGGUCGGGACAGGCUCAGUGUAAAUGUGGUGUUCAUUGCGUUCUUGCCUUUCCAAAAAGACUUGGUUUUAUGUGCUGGGUCACAGCUUGGAAAGUCCAUUCUUUCCCUCACCCAGUCACGUGUGCUUCCCCUCUCCUGAAUGUAAGAUGCUGGUAAGGUGACAAGCACAGUAAUGGGCACGUCCUCUCUGCUCUCAAGUGCCAAUCCAAGCUGGAGAACAGUGCUCGAGCAUUUUACCUUAGGUCAGUUUUCUACAUGUUCCCAUAUUACAGCAACGUUCGUCUCAGCUGUGGGGCCCUGUAUAUAAUUCAGAGCAUGUCUCCCUGGAAAAGUAAAUCGGCUUGUAGAACAGCUUCUGUUUUGCUUUUCCUUGCCUUUUCUUUUUUUUUUACAGCCCUUGUCAGUGGAAAUGUGCUGUGCUGAGAGCUGGGGAUGGGGACUGAGCAUUUCUCCACUGCUGGUUCCUUUAAAGUAGCAGCACAUGCUGAGCUGCAGCGUCUGCCUGUGACAGUCGGCAGGAGGACUGCCGUGCAUGAGGCAGUCUGAUUAACGUGAUGUUCGGAUCGAUGCUGUGGUUGAAGCUUCUCCUUAGGCUCCGUGGCUUGCCUCUGCUGAUGCUACCGCACGAGUUUAGAGCCAUUUCUAACAGCACAGGUCUGUGAUGCGAGUUUUACAUCCUCCAGACUGGAGGAGGGAAGGGAACAGCAGACUGAUGCUUUCGAUCUUGCCAAACAGGCCUGCUGUUGGAGAUGCGGAUGAGAGAUUCAUCCUACUACACCAGCAUCCCUCUUCCUAGCGUGUACUGUCCCAUUGUCACCUAUAAAUGCCCAGCGCGAAGGGAGAUGGGUAUUUCGGUCCUCACAGUUGACUAGGUUUCCACAGCCACCUCUUCAACUCAGUCUUGUUGCAUUUCGGGCUGCUUGGUGCUAUUUUACCGUUGUUGGUGUUUCUGUAAGCAGCCGUAUUUUGCAGUGGUUUGUAACAUACAGGUAUUUGGGGUUUGCAGUACAUUUUAACAGUUAAACUUUAGGGUUCAGUAGCAAAUCAUCUUUCAGGGUUUUACCAAGUCUGUUGCCUGAGGAAGUGGACAGAUAGCCUCCAGCCAUUUUUCUUGUUACUUUUCACAGGGAAGCAUUUGGAAGGCUUUUACUCUAAAAAUGCUCUUUGCUAAUGUGGUUUGAGCCCUUGUCUAAAGACCAUUGUUCAGCUCUUCCGCUUGCAAUGUUGUAAAACAUUGUGUGUUUCAGCAUGAAAUAUUUAAGAAAAAGAGGACCAAAGGACUGAUCUAGAAGGACGGGUACGCUAGGAACAUCUAGAAGGACACAUACACUAAGAACAUCAGCGGCUUUCUGGAGUGAAGAUAAAUUUACAGGUUCACGCACAACACAGCACUAAUGCUCAAUUGAGAAUUAAAGCUGAAUGCCUUCCCAGGGCCGAUUGCCACCCACACGGGCAAAGACAUCUUUCUUGGUUGAUGUAGCACUGAGUGUUUUCCAUCUGCCUUUAAAAGAGGGAAAUGUGCCAAGUAUUGUCAAGGAACUUGAGUAUCGCGUGUUUCUAGAACGCUAGACUGGAAAUGUGAAUAAAGCUUUUAGCUUCCAGUUUCUGUGUGCUUCUCUAAAAGUAUCGGGACUGCAAUUCCUGCGCUCUUCAGGGCAGCCAGCUAAUGAGAAAUGGACCUCGCCGAAAACAGCUCUCCCGGGUCUAACGGCGUGUCCAACCUUAGGUAAAGCCAAGCAGGAAACAGCAUUCCCCCUCCAAAUUUGACAUUUAAAAGAUGAAUCCCUCCAUGUUCUUUGGGAUGAAGUAAAUACCUUUCUUCAAAACAAGGGGGAAGUGAGGCUCAACAGCCCACCUCUAAAUAAGCAGUGGUGGUGGCUGAGCACAUCCCCUGGGGCUGUAGGAGAUUUCGGGGGUAAUUUCUCCAAGUUAGUCUUUGAGAGGUUUUUGGGUUGGGUUUUUUUGUUUUGUUUUGUUUUGAGGCUCCCAGGUCCUUGGUUAAUGUCUCAACCCCUGCUCUGGGGGACGCAGGAGCAACUGAGUGAACAAAUUUGGAAGCAGCAGUGUCUCUUUUCCAAUGCCUCUUGACUAUAUUUGCACUUUAAGAGACUUCACCUUGGGUUUGGGUCGGGGGCUAGGAUCCUGGCGAGCCUUUCAGAAACUGGUCUCUCUGGUUGUGAGCUGGUAUGGGGAGUUUGGCUCCUAGGUGGUAUCUGCCAGAUGAGUGUAAAUACAUAAAGUCAAAUUAUGCUUUGUCACAAAAUACUACGUAUGUGGAGAAUUCAAUGUUGUGGCUGUUACCAAUAAAUAUUUUGUAGAGAGAUCA
Molecule: messenger RNA, 4511 nt
Organism: Aptenodytes forsteri (emperor penguin)
Lineage: Eukaryota; Metazoa; Chordata; Aves; Sphenisciformes; Spheniscidae
Gene: WDR82
Product: WD repeat domain 82
Exons: 9
Coding region: 1-834 (277 amino acids)
Cellular component (GO): Set1C/COMPASS complex
Molecular function (GO): chromatin binding; protein binding
Source: RefSeq, a predicted model, not a curated record